Daphnia pulicaria is the source of this 1973-nucleotide messenger RNA. RefSeq lists its product as uncharacterized. The coding region runs from base 47 to 1855 and encodes 602 amino acids. Gene Ontology annotation, molecular function: hexosyltransferase activity. Gene Ontology annotation, cellular component: membrane. NCBI's taxonomy places the organism in Eukaryota, Metazoa, Arthropoda, Branchiopoda, Diplostraca, Daphniidae. The transcript has 4 exons. The record is from RefSeq and is a predicted model, not a curated record.
CUGAUGGCUUCGGUCUUGAAAGAAAGAUUUAUCAAUAGAAAAUAAAAUGAUGCUUAGCAAAUUCAUUUUCGUCUGGUUAUUAUGCCUAACUGCUGUAUUCGUUCAACUGCCGUCGGCCAGCAGCAUUGUUUGGCCCAAAUUUCAUGAGAAGAAAAAACCAAUCGAAAAAAUUGUUGCAACUAUCGAUGCAUGGUUCGGAUGCAAUAAUGAGAAAAAACGAAUCGAUCAACUAGUUGUAGCUAUCGAUGCCUUAAAACAGCAGAUCCCGGCCAAAAACACUCUUGCUGAUAUGGAAAAUGCUCUUCAUAGAGAAAAAGCAAAAAAUCAAGAGCUACUUAAUGCAAUUUCGGAACAUGUAACAAAAGAGCAUGAACUUGAACAGCAAAAGAAAAACUUGGAGGAAAGAAUUGUGUACCUCGACAAGAAAGUUCUUGAAAUAUCAUUAAGAGAAGAAUUACUUGAACAGCAAAAUAAAAACUUGGAGGAAAGAAUUGUGUUCCUCGACAACAACGUCAAAAAAUUGCUACGCAUCUUUACUGAUUGCAAAGAAAAUCGUGAAGUUUUGGUACAGAAAGUAACUAAUCAAUUACAAUCGUGCGAAACUGAGAGGAAGAAGGAAAAAAAAAUUGCAGAUCAGUCGACUCUAAAUAUCGAGGCAGUCAAAAGGCACUUGAACAAUUGUACAGUUGAAAAGGACAGUUUGGAAGUUAAAAAAGGGAACAGUAUUCGAGACAAAACCGCUCUAAUUGCCAACUUGGAAUUGUGCGAAGAAAAACGCAAAAUGUUUAAUAACUACGUGCUGGAUUCUUUUUUACGCAAUUCGUAUUUUUAUGAAGUAGAAAAAUACACCCGAUACGCAGUGGCUCGAUUGGGGAUGUUGCCAAUCAAAAAUGCGAAACCUUUGAUACCCGAAUUUGGACCAGUCAUCAACGACGUUCUUUCAUUUCGCUAUCCCAUCAACAUUCCGUCGUGUCAGGCAGCAGAAAUAACAAAUACUUUGGCGAACCCAAGUGUUUUCAUAGCGAUUAUAUCGGCUCCGGGUAAUUUCAGAAAGCGAAACGACAUCAGAGAAACGUGGCUGAUUCACCUCAAAAAUGCCCUGGAAAAAAAUCUGCUGGGCAUUAGCACCCGAUUCGGUUUCUUUCUCGGUAAGACUCAAGACGAUUCGAUUCAAAAGCGAAUCGAAGAAGAGAGUCAGAGACACGGGGACAUCGUCCAAAUCGAAAUGGACGAUUCGUACCGCAAUUUGACGCUGAAAGGCAUCGCCGUGCUCAACUGGGUGCGGCAACACUGCGUCAAGCUCGACCUCGUUUUCAAAGUGGACGACGACGUCUACGUCAACGUGCACAAUCUCGUUCAUUUCGUCCGGUCCAACUAUCAAUCGAACAACAGUGUUUUCGGCUAUCCCCUACUCCAAACCGUACCCGUUCGUGACAAGGAUAGUAAACAUUAUAUUUCAAUAGAAGAGUAUCCGUGGGUGAACUAUCCCUAUUACGUCCAAGGACCGGCCUAUUUUAUGCACGCAAGCGUCGUCAUUCCGUUAUUGGCUGCCAGUCAGACCAUUCCUUUCAACCCGUUCGAGGACGUGUUCCUGACCGGAAUGUGCAGGGAAAAAGCCGGUGCCAAGAUACAAAUUUCCGCAGGCCAAUCCAGUGUCUUUAAUGAGCAUUUGCCAACCGUUCUGACGCCGUGUGAUUUGCGGAACUACGUCGGGUUGCUGACCAACAAUCAGUUCGUCACCCACUCGGCUGUCGAAGAUUUUUAUCGGAACAAGACCCAGUGCGUCGUCACCGAAUCGGAUGGAACCAAAAAGACAAUAGACUUCACCGCCCCCGUGGUUUUCAAGUUCAAUUAGUCUGUGACACACAAGACAAUGAAGAUAAGAAUAAUUAUCCCUUUUAUUGGAAAUAAAGAUGACAAAUCGUAGACAUACAUUGGCCUAAUGUAUUAGCAACAACAAUUCGGCGCUUAAU